GCAGGGGCGCGCGGGGCUGGCGGGCGCGCGGGGGCGGCGGGCGCGGCGCUGCCAAUCGCAGACAAAGGCCGCCCCAGUGAAUCAUGUGGUGCCGGGGGAGGAAGUGCGGCUUGUUUUCUUUCCUCCAGUCGCCGGGCUCCGGGCGGAGCGCCAUGCUCGGAGACCCCCGCGGGGGCGGCGGCGGCGGCGAGCCCCGAUGAGGCCCGAGCGCCCCCGGCCCCGCUGCAGCGCCCCCGGCCCGAUGGAGGCUUCGCCGUGGGACCCUCUCCGCAACGACUCGCUGCCGCCCACGCUGACCCCGGCCGUGCCCCCCUACGUGAAGCUCGGCCUCACCAUCGUCUACACCGUGUUCUACUCGCUGCUCUUCGUGUUCAUCUACGUCCAGCUCUGGCUGGUGCUGCGCUACCGCCACAAGCGGCUUAGCUACCAGAGCGUCUUCCUCUUCCUCUGCCUCUUCUGGGCCUCCCUGCGGACGGUCCUCUUCUCCUUCUACUUCAAAGAUUUCGUGGCGGCCAAUGCGCUCAGCCCCUUCGUCUUCUGGCUGCUCUACUGUUUUCCCGUGUGCCUGCAAUUCUUCACCCUCACGCUGAUGAACUUGUAUUUCACGCAGGUGAUUUUCAAAGCCAAGUCAAAAUAUUCUCCAGAAUUACUCAAAUACCGGUUACCCCUCUACCUGGCCUCACUCUUCAUCAGCCUCGUUUUCCUGUUGGUGAAUUUAACCUGUGCGGUGUUGGUGAAGACGGGAAACUGGGAGAGGAAGGUCAUUGUCUCCGUGCGUGUGGCCAUUAAUGACACUCUCUUUGUGCUGUGUGCCGUCUCGCUCUCCAUCUGUCUCUACAAAAUCUCGAAGAUGUCCUUAGCCAACAUUUACUUGGAGUCUAAGGGCUCCUCCGUGUGUCAAGUGACUGCCAUCGGAGUGACCGUCAUCCUCCUCUACGCCUCCCGGGCCUGCUACAACCUGUUCAUCCUCUCGUUUUCUCAGAGCAAGAACGUCCAUUCCUUUGAUUACGACUGGUACAAUGUAUCAGACCAGGCGGAUCUGAAAAACCAGCUGGGGGAUGCCGGAUAUGUGGUGUUUGGAGUGGUUCUUUUCGUGUGGGAGCUCUUACCCACCACCUUGGUCGUCUACUUCUUCCGAGUUAGAAACCCUACAAAGGACCUUACGAACCCUGGGAUGGUCCCCAGCCACGGAUUCAGCCCCAGAUCUUACUUCUUUGACAACCCUCGAAGAUACGAUAGUGAUGAUGACCUUGCCUGGAACAUCGCCCCUCAGGGACUUCAGGGAAGUUUUGCUCCAGACUACUAUGACUGGGGACAGCAAACAAACAGCUUCCUGGCACAGGUGGGAACUUUCCAACCAGACUCCAUGUUGGAUCCUGACAAGCCAAGCCAGGGGCAGCAUCAGUAAAAAAUUUUAUGGAAGAUUCCUCAAGUGAGAGGCUUCAGAGAGACUAACUCAAUGACAGCUGAAUUUUUAAUAAGGCACUUUUCCUUAAGAAAUAGGACUUGAUUUUUAUUUGUUACAGGUUUCUAAUGGCUCCAUAGGACUAAGCAAUAAUUUAGAUUGAUAAAAACCUUAUUUUAGUACUAAAAAGUGAGCCUGGCCACCUAUUUCAGUGGGUAUAAUUUAAACUUUAAAAAAAUUCUGUACUUUUAUAAAGAUGUAUUUUAUAUAACUUAAUAAUGCUAAAAUAUAUACUAGGAUUUUUUGAGAAUGUUAUUGCAAUAUAUGUUUGUAGUUUGCACAGACUUUUAUGCAUAAUUCACUUUAAAAGCAUACAGUACAUGGUCUGAUGGUUGUUUAAGGCUUUUGGACUAAAGUGUUCUUUAGGUCCUCACCUCUUCGGGUCAUGCAGAUCCGAAGCUUCUGAAUCAACUCGAAAUACAGGUGACAUCUCGGAAAGCCAGUUGCAACUCCAGUGUUAAAAGUUACGAUGUAGGAGAAUGUCCAGGACUUGUACCAGGUAAUUGGCCCCUUCCUCUGAGCUCUUUAAGGUCCAGGCAGUUGUUCCCUCAACUAAUCUCCUAAAUUUUGCCAAAAAGGUGGUAUCCUUUCAACAGGGCAUUAAUGCAUACGCUUCGGUGAUGAGUCGGUGUGUUAAAAACCGAGUGGACUCACGCUAUUAAACGUACUCUGCUCUAUGUGGAAACUUUGCCUGGUUUUUCAGCCCAGUGAAAUCUGAUAAGCGGUACCUGAGGGCCUCUGCAGGACAGCUCCAUUCCCAAAGCACUGAUGGUUCCUUACCUUCAAGGAACAAAGGAGAGGUUCUCGCAAGGGGAGGAGCAAGAAAUGCCCUUGAUCCAGAAGACGCAACAGGUUUCCUGUAAUUUCCCACCGUAUUUCGAGUAAUGCCCUUUAUUUUUAAAUAGCUCUGAGAGCAGCCUAUUAGAAACUGCAACUUUAAAAAGGGCAGUUUUCUGUAGCAGGAUUCCUGCCUCUUAGCCACGCAAAAGGGUGUGUUCCAGACGAUUGCUUAGAAGUCCUCUUCCGUUUAAAUGAGACCCCUGUCCUGAAAUACUGGUUCCCCAGCCACAGGUGCUACUCUGAAACCUCCAAGAUCUUCUAGAAGUACAACUGCCUCGAAUGCAAAACCGUGGUGCAUGGCUCUGUCAGUUGAAUGCUCCGAUUUUCUGUAAAUCGGAGAGAAGGUACUAGAGGAAGUGCUGUUACCAGAAAGUAUCUGCUCUGCCUACGAAAUCUUACAUCUCUGCACAGGAGGAGGAGAUGAAGAGAAAGUUAUAUUAAUAAGCUCUGCCUUCAGGAUGAAACCCAUUUCAAAAUGUCUUUUUUUUUUUUUUUUUUUUGUGGUCUUCAGAAAUAACUUAUCUCUGGGCACUGAUUUCA
Acinonyx jubatus (cheetah) is the source of this 2845-nucleotide messenger RNA. It is a transcript of the gene GPR137B, whose product is annotated as G protein-coupled receptor 137B. NCBI's taxonomy places the organism in Eukaryota, Metazoa, Chordata, Mammalia, Carnivora, Felidae. Gene Ontology annotation, cellular component: lysosomal membrane. The transcript is spliced from 7 exons. Gene Ontology annotation, biological process: negative regulation of bone resorption; negative regulation of osteoclast differentiation; positive regulation of TORC1 signaling. The record is from RefSeq and is a predicted model, not a curated record. Bases 197 to 1408 code for a protein of 403 amino acids.